Molecule: messenger RNA, 14150 nt
Organism: Caenorhabditis angaria
Lineage: Eukaryota; Metazoa; Nematoda; Chromadorea; Rhabditida; Rhabditidae
Source: the annotation of a GenBank genome assembly
AUGUUAUUUGAAACUGAUUUUCCAAGAUCCUACAAAUCAAAAAAAUCAAAUGACUCGAAAAUUGGCAAUGUUUAUGAUAGGUUUUUGGAAUAUGGUGAAGAAUUGGCGAGGAAUUUGGAGCAACCAGCGAGUUGUCGAGCUUAUGCGAGUUGUUUUGAUGAGCAGGAAUUGUGGAGAAAAUGGCCGCCGGAAAGAGGAGACAUUGGGAAAAGGUGGGGGAUUUUUGGUGGAUUUUGAGAUGAAAUUCAUGAAAAACUGAUAAUUUUAAGCUAGAAUUCAUGAAAAACUGAUAAUUUUGAGUUGAAAAAUUAAAUUCAAUUCCGAAGAAAAUCCACUGUUUCAAAAAAAAAAAAAAUAAGGACAAUUUCGAGCUACAAAAACGUUGUUCUCAAUUUUAGUGAUUGAUUUUGAGCUGAAAAUUAUUCGAAGAAUUCAGAAUUUCACUAGAAAUCAAAUUCACAUUUGAGAAAAAAAUCACUGUUUCAAAAAAUUAUUUUAUUAGUUUUUUUUUGUUGAAAAUUUGAUUAUUAUUUUUCCUUUUCCGUGGAUAAAAAUUGUGAAAGUAGAUAAAUUUGAGCUACAAAUAAAAUAAAAUUCAAUUCUGAAAACAAUACUGUUUCAAAAAAUUUAAUUUAUUCGAUUUUUUUUUUGAAAAUUUGAUCUCCUUUUUUUGAACUGUGAGAGCUGAAAAUUAUAGAAAAUUGAUCAUUUUGAGCUUAAAAUUAUUUCAAAACUUUUAAAACUUUUCAAAAAAUCAAAUUCACAUUUGAAAAAAUAAUUACUGUUUCAAAAAAAAUGCUUUAUUCAAUUUUUUGAAAAUUUGAUUGAUUUUUCUUUUCAAUGAAUAAAAAUUGUGAAAAUAGAUAAUUUUGAUCUAACAUAAGAAAUGAUUCUACAUAUAAAGUUUGAAAACUGAAAUUGAUUUUGGUUUUUCGGCUCAAUUCUGGAGAUAUACUGAAUUUUGAGCUGAAAAGUUCAAGUUUGAGAAAUUUGAGAAAAAUUCACUGUUUCAAAAAGUUUAGUUUAUUCGAUUUUUUUUUCGAAAAUUUGAUUAUUAUUUUUCCUUUUCCGUGGAUAAAAAUUGUGAAAAUAGAUAAAUUUGAGCUAAAAAUAAAAUAAAAUUCAAUUCUGAAAAAAAUCACUGUUUCAAAAAACUUAUGUUAUUCAAUUUUUUGUUGCAAGCUUGAUAGUAACUCUUUUUUUCAUUAAAAAAAUUGCUUUAUUCAAUUUUUUUUGAAAAUUUGAUCGUUUUUUUUUAAACUUUGCAACAAAAAAUUAUAGAAAUUGAUCAUUUUGAGCUAAAAAUCAUUCGAAAAAUUCAAAAUUUCACCAGAAAUCAAAUUCAAAUUUGAGAAAAAAAAUCACUGUUUCAAAAAAUUUAUGUUAUUCGAUUUUUUUUUGAAAAUUUGAUUCUUCAAUUUUGAGAUGAAUAUUGGGAAAAUAGAUAACAUAAGAAAUGAUUCUACAUAUAAAAUUUGAAAACUGAAAUUGAUUCUGGAUUUUUACUUACUCAGUUCCGGAGAUAUUCUGAAUCUUGAGCUUAAAAUUCCAAGUUUGAAAUUUUUGAGAAAAAAAUCACUGUUUCAAAAAAUUGCUUUAUUCAAUUUUUUUUUUUGAAAAUUUGAUAGACUAUUCUCAACUUGAUCGUGAGCUGAAAAUUAUUCCAAUAAUUCAGAAUUUCACCAGAAAUCAAAAUCGAAUUUGAAAAAAAUCACUGUUUCAAAAAAAUUCUUUAUUCCAUUUUUUUCAAAAUUUGAUUGAUUUUUUUCUUUUCAAGGAAUAAAAAUUGUGAAAAUUGAUAAUUUUGAGCCAAGAAAUAAUUCUACAUAUAAAAUUUGAACUGAAAUUGAUUCUGGAUUUUUACUCAAUUCCAGAGAUAUUCUGAAUCUUGAGCUUAAAAUUCCAAGUUUGAAAUUUUUGAGAAAAAAAAAUCACUGUUUCAAAAAAUUUAAUUUAUUCGAUUUUUUUUUUGAAAAUUUGAUCGACUAUUCUUAACUUGAUCGUGAGCUGGAAAUUAUUCCAAGAAUUCAGAUGUUCACCAGAAAUCAAAAUCCAAUUUGAAAAAAAUCACUAUUUCAAAAAAUUUUAUGUUUAUCGACUUUUUUUUCGAAAAUUUGAUAAAGUAUGAAAUGCUGAAUUUAUUAUUCUUCAAAUUUAUUUUCUCAAAUCGAUAAUUUUUGUUAUCACUAAAAACAAUAUCAUCUUCAAAACAAUACCCAAAAUUUUCCCAUUUUCAGAUCACUAAAACGUCAUUUGCACAGUUAUUCUCACCUCGAAAACCGUGAAAUCGGCCAAAUCCAAAAUCUCCAAGGAAAACGAAGCCUGGAGGCUGCGAUUCUGGCCUCCGAAUGCCGCGAAUUCCGUUUCGAUCAAACACUAUUCACAAAAAGCCGCCGCGGCGCUGCAAGAAAAUUGCGAUGGGCUGAAAAUCGGCGGAUUAUUAUGCGAGAUGUGCAGAAGAUUGUGGCGUAUGAUGCGCCGAAACAGGUGUUGGAUUUGGCUCCAGAAUUUGGGGGAGAUCCUGUGGAGCAAAUUAUGAUCGUUGAACCGGAUGACAGAGAUUAUGGUGUGAGUUUUUUCCACGGUUUUUGAUUGAAAUUUGGUAGAAAAUGUUUUGAAGUUAGAAAAAAUUCACUGUUUCAAGAUUUUUUGAAAAUUAGUUUUGAGUUUGAUUGAAGUUUCGAUCGCUGAUCUAUUCACUUAUCAAAUGAGUAAAAAAAAAUUGGAAGAAAAAACGGAGGCGAAAUAUAAAUUCAUAAAAUUCGAUAUGAUAUCUGAUUUCUGAACAAAAAUUAUCAAUUUUUCAGACCUUUCCGAAAAAUAUUUCACUGUUUCAAGAAAAUAUUAAUACUUUUCAAAUUUUUGAUGUUUUGGUAACUGACUUCUAUUAAGAUCGCUGAAAUAUUUUUUACUGUUUCAAGAAAUUUUGAAAUAAUUUUUCAAUUUUUGUUUUUUCAUUGUAUAGUUUUGUAUAGUUCACAGAAAAUUCCUCAAAAAUCAUUUUAUUUUCUAUAAAUUUGCUAGUUUCUGGUGAUAAACGGCCCUGAAAAUCAACAAAUUUUCGUUUUCCAGGCAAAAAUCAACUCGAAAACUAUUUUUCUCUAUGGAAAAAAUUCACUGUUUCACGAAAUUUAGAAAUUUAAGGUUUUUAAACGUUUUUCAGUUCGUACCGUUUCGUUUCCUGUAUCCAAAUUUGCCACGUGGAAAUCAAAAAAUUAACCAGAAAUUUCUCACUUUUCUAUUUGGAAAAAAUUCACUGUUUCACAAAAUUUAGAAAAUUUUAGGUUUUUACAAUUAGACGUUUUUCUGUUUGUAUUGUUGCAUUUCCAUGAAAACAUACACAAUUUUAUUUUUGGCUCUUUCAAAAAAUUUUCAAAAGAUUUUCUGCAAUUUUUCUGUGUUUCUUUGAUUCUACGAGCCAAAAAUCCAAAUUUUCAAUACCAAAACUGUUCACUUGUUCCCUGAAAACAUAAAAAUUCACAUUUUUGGCACAAAAAAAUACCAGAAAAUUUUUUCACUGUUUCAACAAUAUUUCAAAAGAUUUUCUGCAAAUUUUUUUGUGUUAAUUUAAAAUUGCGAGACUGCAAACUUCGGAAAAUUCACUGAUUUGGCUCGAAUCGAGUUUAUAACUAACUUUCACUGUUUCAAUAAGAUUUCAAAGGUUUUUAAUUGAGUUUCACUUGGAUGUCCUUUUUGGACACAUAAUUUUACGAAAAACAAUUUUCUGAAAAAUUCACUGUUUCAGAAUUUUUAAAAAUUAAUGUUGGUUUUGAAUUUUCGAUUCCUCGCCUUUGGUUCAUGACAAGUUGAUUUUUUUUCACAAAAAGUUGGAAAAAUAUCGAAAAAAAAUAUUUUUGCUCUUCAAAUAUCUCACUGUUUCAAGGAAUUUUCAAAAGAUUUUCCGGAAGUUUGUUGUGUUAAUUUCUCUUGAUUUGAAAAUCCCAAAAACAUUUUUGCAGACGCUCUUCGAAUGCCACAAAUACAUCCUAGUUCUCCGAAAAUCCAGCCUCGACGUUUUUUGCUUCGAAAACACCACGAAAAAACCGACCAAAUUGCUCAAAACCUACAUUUUACCGCGCGGUUGGAAAUAUCAGUGAGUUUACAGCCAAAAAUUUACAGCCAAAAAAAAAUUUCAGCAAAUCUUGAUUUUUUCCAGAAAAAUUGGCUGGAAUAAGAUCAAUGAAUCGAUUUUUGUGCAAGCCAAUAAGAGGAAUUGCGAGAAAAAACGGAAAGAGCACAGUUUUUUGAUGUUUCAAGCUUUUCCGUUUGAAUUUGAGACGAGCUUUUCGAUUGAUAGUCAUGUGAGUUUUUUGCUGAAAAUCGAUGUUUCCAUGAUUUUCAGCACAAAAUUUUGAUCUAGAAUGGUUUUUCUGCCAAGUGAAAGGUCAGGGGAUCAAUUCCCAUACAUAAAAUAGGUCCCCCGAGUCAGUUUUUAAAGUUAGGGUCUCUCCUUGAAAAUUUUCCAAAGUUAAACACCUGCCUCACAUUUUUGAGCGAAUUUUGGUAAAUUAUCAGCAGAAAAUUGGCCAAGUUAGGCAGCCUUCCCUUCGGAUUUUUGAAAAAAGUUAAGCCCCUCACCCCGAUUCAGGGGACCCAUUUUAUGUAUGUCAAUUCCCCCUGGGAGCAGAUAUUUUUCAAUUUUUUUCUGCUCGAAAAAAUUUUCCUGGCUGAAAUUUUGUGCUGAAACUCCUGGAAUCGCUGAAAAUCUCCAGAAAUCCACGUAGCAAGAAUUUGAUUAGCUCGAAAAAUACGUUGCCUAAUUUUUUGAGUUCAAAAAUAUUCCACGUGGCAAAAAUGUUUGAAAAGCUGUCAUUAAUGAUUUUCACAAUUCACACUUUUGCUUCAAUAAAAUUUUGAAACAGUGAAUUUUUCAACAACAAAAAUUUGCCACGUGGAUUUUUUAAACUUUAUUAAAUGACUAGAAAAUCAUUUCGCACUUUUUUCAAAACAAAUUUCUGAAGCAGUGAAUUUUCCAACAACAACAAAAAUUUGCCACGUGGCAACCACCCAUAAAUCUUGUAUUAUUUUACAGGCAAUUCCCGACUGGUGUUCACCGAUUCAAAAUAUCACAAUCGAAGAGGAUUUGGUGCAAAUUAUCACCAAAUCCCAAGCGAUUUUCUACUCUUUCCCCGAAAUUUGCCAGAAAUUUGGGAAUUCCGCUGGAUUUUCAGAAGCGCGUGAAAGAAUUGGGCUGAAAAUCGAGAUUCCCGUGAUGUUUGAGAUUUCGAAGCUCGGAGAACCUUUGCGUUAUUUGAUGGGAAGCUUUUUGGUGAGUUUUUGAGGAAAUUUUGAUUUAAAAAAACAUUUAUCACAUGUAUCAUGUGAAAAAAAUUGUGAACACUUUAGAAAAAAAUUUGGAACUUUUUGUAAAAAAAAAAAUUAAUUUUGGAAUAAAAUCUAGUUUUUUUUUAACACGUGGCAAAAUACUUUAAGCAAAUUUUGAGUUUGAAAAUUUUCCACGUGGCUUCAAUUUUUGUUCGAAGAAAAUUAUGAAUUAAAAUGCAUUAGGAAACACUGUGAAAAUUGUUGAGCAAAAUUUGAAACAGUGAAUUUUUUUGUACAAAAAAAUUAAUUUUGGAAUAAAAUCUAGUUUUUUUAACACGUGGCAAAAUACUUGAAGCAAAUUUUGAGUUUGAAAUUUUUCCACGUGGAACCAAUUUUUGUUCGAAGAAAAUUAUGAAUUAUCUAAAAUGCAUUAGGAAAAAAACACUGUGAAAAUUGUUGAGCAAAAUUUGAAACAGUGAAUUCUUUUGUACAGAAAAAUUUAUUCCGGAAAAAUUUGAGAAUCGAUAAAAUGUCACGUGGCUAAAUUAAAUUUGAAAACCAGAAUUUUCCCCCUUAAAAUCCACGUCAUAAUCAAUUUUUGCGUCAAAAAUUACACCAAAUCCAAAUCAAAAGAAAUUUCACUGUUUCAAAUUUUUUUUUCCAAUUUUUCAAUUUCAACAAAAAAUGCUAUUACCAAAAUCGAACAUCAAGUAUUGAAAUUUUUAGAAAAAUUUGGAGCAGUGAAUUUUUGUCCCCCAAAAAUCCACGUCAUAACCAAUUUUUUUCCGUUAAAAAAAGGCCAAAUCCAACUUUGAUAUUCAAAAAAAAAUUCACUGUUUCAAAAAUUUUAUGAAUUUUCUGAUCAUGAAUUAUUUCAACAGCCUCAUAACGUUUUCCAAUUCCUGCCACAUAGCAAUUCUGUAAUACAGAGAAAUUGAGGAAUUUUCCACGUGGCAAAAUACCUGUUGAGAAGUAAAUUUUGAAAAUUUCUUCUGAAUUUUUCAAUUCGCACGGGGAUCUUGCAACCUUAUCAAAAUCGAACAUGAAGUCUUGAAAUCAUGAGAAAAAUUUGAAACAGUGAAUUUUUUCCACCGAAAAUCCACGUCAUAACCAAUUUUGAUACUUCGAAAAAAAUUCACUGUUUCAAAAAUUUUAUGAAUUUUCUGUUCAAACUUUUGAAUUUGUUAGAUAAUUUACUCAUUACACUAAAAAAUUGCAGAUGAUUCAAUGCUCCUCAAACAUGCCACUUCUCGUCGGAUUUCCCACCGAAAAAACGCGCGAAUUUUGCAUCAAAAAUUACGAGAAUCCUGAAAUUCCCCCGAUUUUCCCAGCGAAUUUUCCGGUUUUUCGAGGAGGCCGCGAUUCUAUGGAAUUGGGCAUGUUUUCGCGGUUACAACAUGAGAGUUGCCUGAUUUUUCCCGAUUUUUUCACCGCCACGUUUUUGGUUUACGAGGGAUGUGAUGCGGUGAAAUAUUGUGUUGGAAAUCACUGGAAUUUGGCUGAAAAUGCUUCAAAUCCUCUAAAAAUCAGCGAAGUUUGGAGAACUCGAAUAUUUCCGCAUGUUUCGGAUCGAAAUGAAUAUCGAAAAUUGGAAUAUGAUCAGAGAUAUUGUCGUGGUGAAAUUCCGGCCAAAAAACGACGAGUUCAAUUGCGGACACCGCCUUUUAUUGAGGCAAAAUUGUGGGAUUAUGUGGUGAGGUUUUUGGGGAGAUUUUGAUCUAAAAUAGAUAGCCUAGAGCCAAAAAUCCAGCAAUUUUGAAGCAAAGAAAAAUUCACUGUUUCAAUGGUUUUGUGAAGUUUUUUGCCAAUUUUUCUUUUGAAAACAGAAGCCAGAAUUUCUAUCUUAAAAAAAUCCACGUCAUAACCAAUUUUUCGGGCCAAAAAUAAAGUCAAAUCUCCAAAUUUUUCGUCUAGAAAAAUUCACUGUUUCAAAAGAUUUUAUGUAUUUUUUGUCAGAUUUUCUAAUUUGAUCGAUUUUUAAAGUGAAUUUCGAAACCCAGAAUUUUUUUUAAAAAUCCACGUCAUAACCAAUUUUUCGGGCCAAAAAUAAAGUCAAAUCUCCAAAUUUUUGGUUCAGAAAAGUUCACUGUUUCAAAGAUUUUAUGAAUUUUUUUGGCAAUUUUUCUAACUCAUUAUUGAAAACAGCGAUGUUGUAAAUCCACAUCCCCGAAUUUUUCCCCAAAAAAUCCACGCCAUAACCAAUUUUUCAACCCAAAAAUCAAUCCAAAUCUCUAAAUUUUCGGUUCAGAAAAUUUCACUGUUUCAAGGAUUUUAUGAGGUUUUUUGGCAAUUUUUCGAGUUUGAUCAAAAAUUGAAAAAUUUGCUAAUCAAAAAUGUAGUCCUAAAAUCCACGUCAUAACCAGUUUUUCAACCAAAAAAUUAAUCCAAAUCUUCAAAUUUUUUUUAUUCCACAAAAAUUCACUGUUUCAAAUAUUUUAUGAGGUUUUCUUGUCAGAUUUUCUAAUUUGAUCUAUUUUUCUUUUGAAAACAGAAGCCAGAAUUUUUCCCUAAAAGUCCACGUCAUAACCAAUUUUUCGAGCCAAAGAUCAAGUCAAAUGUCCAAAUUUUUGUUCAAGAAAAAUUCACUGUUUCAAGAAUUUUAUGAAUUUUUCUGUCAAUUUUUCAAAUUUGAUCGCUUUUGCAGAAAUUGACAUCCAGAAUUUUUCCCCAAAAAAUCCACGUCAUACCCAAUUUUUCGGGCAAAAAAUUAAUGCAAAUCUUCAAAUUUUUAUUCAAGAAAAAUUUACUGUUUCAAAGAUUUUAUGAAGUUUUCUGUCAAUUUUUCUAACUCAUUAUUGAAAACAGCGAUGUUGUAAAUCCACAUCCCCGAAUUUUUCCCCAAAAAUCCACGUCAUAGCCAAUUUUUCCACAAAAAAUCCACGACACCCAAUUCGACGACGAAAAUCUGCACAUAAAUCUAUCAAUCGACGUUGCUCAUGUUACACCAGAUGGAUAUUUUGAAUCGACGGAUUACGGUAAUCCGAUUACUGUACAAUUUCAAUAUAUAAUCGACUAUGAAAAUGGUGAAAUUCUAAGAAUCAUCCCAAUUUUUGGACAAAAUUUCGGAGCUGAACAGAUUUCGAUUGAAGAAGAUUUGAUGAUUAUUCAAAAAACGCAUCAGAAUUUGCCGAAAAUUGAGAUUUGGGAACUGAUCGAACCACAACAGUAUUUGUCGGAUGCGGAAGCGGAAAGCGGCGCGGAAAAAAAUCGCGCGAAAAAGUUUAUCAGUCGAGCCGAGAAGAGAAAAAGCUUAUUUUGGCAAUCGGCCGAUUUUCAUUUGCCUGACGAGGAUGAUGACUCAGAUUAUGUGGAAUAAAUUUUUGAAAUUUUUGAUGACGUCAUUUUUUUGUUAUGUAUAAAUUUUACCUGUUUUUAUUGAUUUUUUUUUCAAUUUUAAUGGAUCGCAUCCAAAAUUCUAUUUCAUUGUCAAAAAAAAAUGAAAAAUUUCAGCCGAAAAUCAAUAUUUUCAGCGUUUUAUGAGAUCUGUGAUGAAAGGAAGAAAAACUGCGGCGAUUGUUGGUGAGUGCGCCGCGAACUUGCAGAAAAUGUGUGCGCUUGCAGAAAGGGGCGUGGCCUGGAUUUUUUUUGUUUUUCGGGGGAAUUUGAGGUUUUCCAGGGUUUUUUUAAAAAAGAAAACGUGGAUUUUAGACGUUCUGGGAUGGAAAAUGAAUAGGAAUCUUCUAUUUGAUCAAAAAUUUUUGACCAGAAAGUUUUAAAUUUGAAGUUUUUUCCACAAAAUUUGAAUUUUUGAAUUGAAAAGUUGAAAUUUGCGCAAUUUCGCUUCCAAAAAUCAUAUUUUCCAAUGAAAAAGUGUGCCAGACUUGCAAAAAUCCUCUAUUCUCUUCAAAAUUCCACGUUUCUCUGGAAAAAACAUGUUUUUCGCAAAGGGGCGCCGCAAAAUUGCAGAAAAUCUGUGCGGCGCUUGCAGAAAGGGGCGUGGCCUGGUUGUUUUUUGUUUUUCGGGGAAUUUUCUGGGUUUUUCAAAGAAAACGUGGAUUUUAGAGGUUCUGGGAUGGAAAAUCAAUAUAAAUAUUAUAUUUGCGCGAAAUUUUGAAAUUUGAAUUUUUGGUCUCAAAAAUCAUUUUUUCUUUGAAAAAUGUGCCAGACUUGUUAAAAUCCACGUUUACCUGAAGAUUUCGCCGAAAACUUUAAAGGAACAUGUAAUGGUCUUGAAGCAAACCUAAUUUCCCACCAAAAAUCCCCGAUUUUUGCAGUAAUUGGUGACGAAAUCCUAAAAGGCACCACAAAAGACACAAAUUCGCAUUUCCUCAGUCAACGUCUCCACGAAUUGGGUGUAAAUCUCAAAAAAAUCUGUGUGGUCGGCGAUGAAAUCGAGGAAAUCUCACGAGAGAUUCGAAACGCCAGCAAACACUACGAUUAUGUGAUAACAUCGGGUGGAGUUGGACCAACUCAUGAUGAUAAAACGUAUUUGGGUUUGGCGCGAGCUUUUGAUGAUCAAAUGCAUUUUUCGAUCGAUAUUCGAGAGGCUGUCAAUCGAUUUUUGCCCGGAUAUACGGCCAAAAAACGCGCUGAGAUAUUGCAGGUAGAACUUUUUUUUGAAUGAAAAUUUUCACAAAAAAAUACUUUAUCAAUUUUUGAAACGUAUAAAAUCGAGAUCGAAAAUCAGUUUCACAAAAAGUCAGUUUGCUACUGUUUUUUCGAUUUCGAAAAAAAAUAUUUGAUAAAUUUUUGAAACAGUGAAAAUUUCGAAAAUUCAAAAAACAGCUCAAAUUUCAAAAAAAUCGGAAAUUUAGUGAAAAUCAAAAAAUAUUCCCCUGAAAGUUAUUGAUUUUUGGUUGCCACGUGGCUGAAUUUCAAUUCCAAUAGAAGUUUGCUUUUUUUAAAUACAAAAUUUCACUGUUUCAAAUUUUUAAUAUAUUUUGACACAAAUUCAACUUUUAGUUGGAUAUUUUCCUUAAAAUAUGAAAAUCGCUGAAAUUCGGCCAAAAUUUCGAGAUUUUUUUUGAAACAGUGAAAAUUUGAAAACUCAAAAAAUGGCUCAAACUUCAAAAAAUCGGAAAUUUCCCCUGAAAAUUAUCGAUUUUUUGUUGCCACGUGGCUGAGCUUCGAUUUUUUUUUCGAAACACAAAAUUUCACUGUUUCAAAUUUUUAAUAUAUUUUUGACACAAAUUCAACUUUUAGUUGAAUAUUUUGCUUAAAAUAUGAAAAUCUCUGAAAUUCUGCCAAAAUUUCGAGAAAAAAAAUUCACUGUUUCAAAAUUUCUCUAUAAAUUCUGUCCUGAAAAAAUUAUUCGCUAGUUUUUUUCAAGAUGUUUGAAAAAUAUUUGAAAAUUUUUAAAAAGCCCGAGCCUAGACCCAAUUUUCCAGGCCAACCCCAUCAAACCGCCAAAACUCGACGUCACAAUCUCGGAAAUGACGCGAAUCGCCACCGAUAAAUUGAGCACAGUCCCGAAAUCCUCCGAGCUCCUCUGGGGAACCCAAAAAUCCAGCGGGGAACCCUCGAUUUUCCCGGUCGUCAAGCUGAAAAACGUGAUUUCCCUCCCAGGAGUACCGAGAUUUUGCGAAAAAGCCUUCGAUGAACUUCAAGAUCAACUUUUUCCCGUUCAAGAAAGACCUAAGGUCUUCAAGGAGACGAUAUACACUAACUUGGAUGAAUUUGAUUUUUCGAUUAAGCUCACGGAGCUGGCUCAAAGAUUUUCUGGAAAAUGUGAAAUUGGCAGCUAUCCGGAAGGGAAAAAUGGCAAAUUCUAUAAGACCAAAUUAAUUAUCGAGGCGGAAAUGCCAGAAAUUUUGGAAAAAUGUGCCAAAGAGCUCAGGGAAUUGCUCCAAGGACAUCUGGUCUAUUAUGAUUCGCAGCCUUGGCAAAAUACUGUGGAAAAAUGGCGGGAUUUCAAAUUGCGAUCCACCCCAAUGUAUCGAGAAAAAUUGGAAGUUGCUGAGAGAAUUGUGCAGAAAAUCGUGGAUGAAUAUUCGUUGGAUGAGAUUGCACUGUCUUUUAAUGGAGGCAAGGAUUGCACAGUACUCUUGCAUUUGUUGAGAGUUAUGGUUGAUGAGAAAUAUGGACCGGGAAAAGUUAUUCAGGGAUUUCAUAUUGUUGUUGAGGAUCAAUUUCCGGAAGCCACACAGUUUAUUAUUGAUGCGGCGAAGUUGUGAGUUUUUCUGGGGGUAGAAAUAUCCACGUGGCAUUUUGUGGCUUUUGAAAAUUUCUAUUGUUCAUCCGGACGAAUUGAAGAUUUGACCUACCAAUUUUUUGUAGUUUGAACCCAAAAUAGUGUGUAAAACGAGAGAUUCAGACAGUAGAUCCAAAAUCCGACAUGACGAGGAAGAAUUAUAAAUUUGAGUUCGGAAAAUGUUUACAAAAUUAUUUGAAACAGUAGAUUUUUAUAUCAAUUUUUCAAAAUUUCUUAUAAAAAUUUACUGUUUCAAAUAAUUUUGAUAAGUUUUUAUGAAAUUCAAUUUAUAAUGACAUAGUAAUAUUGAAACAGAAAUUCCGAAAAAAUGGUCAAAAAAAUUCACUGUUUCAAAAAUAUUUUAUGUCUAAAUUUUCAAAAAAAAUUUAGUUAACAAUCUAUAACGUUCAAAUUAGAAAAAUCCACUGUUUCAAGUAAUUUUGUAUUUUUAUUUGUUUUUUGUGAAAUUUAAUUCAUUACACAAUAGGUUGAAAAAGAUUUCACAUGCCAAUUUCAGAAAUUAUUGAUUUUUUUUUUCCGAUUUUAAGGCCCCAAAAAUGUAUCAAAAACUGGAUUUUGAAGUCAAUAUUCAUUUUAAAAAUUCACUGUUUCAAAUAAUUUUGUUAAGAUUUUCUGAUUAAUAAUUUUAUGGUACAUUGCACAACAGUUUGAAAAAAAGCCCCCAUAAAUCCACUGUUUAAAAAAUAAUUGAUUUCUAAAUUUUUAGAUUUUUUUAGUGAACGAUCUAUAUACAGUUGUUGAUAUUUUGAAGCUAAAAUUCUAUGGAAAUUGUAAAUUUCAGGGUUAAUAAAAGUUUUUGUCAGAAGAGCUUUUUUUUUAUUUAUGGGGUGAGUCAUAAAAAUAAAUUGACAGAAAAAGUGCGAUUAAUUCCACGUUUUUUGUCAAUUAAUCGCAUUCAUUUCUGAAAAAAUGCGAUUAAUUGACAAAAAACGUGAAACUAAUCGCACUUUUUUUGUCAAUUUAUUUUUAUGACUCACCCCAUUAGAAAUUUUUCUGAAAAUUUGAUUGCAAGGCCGCAAAAAUGUGCCGAAAACUAGAUUUUGAUGUCAGAAUUCUUUUUUAAAAAUUCACUGUUUCAAAUAAUUUUGAUAAGAUUUUCUGAAAUUUAGUUUAUAAUUUUGAAAAUUUUUUCCAUAUGGCACAGAAACUUAAGCUAAAAAAGAUCCAGAAAAUCCACUGUUUCAAAAUUAUUUGAUCUCUUAAUUUUCAGAAUUUUUUUAGUCAACAAUCUAUAUACAGUUGUCGAUAUUUUGAAGCUAAAAUUCUAUGGAAAUUGUAAAUUUCAGUGUUAAUAAAAGUUUUUUUUUAGUGAAUCCAUAUGGCACAAAAAUUCCGAAAAAAUGGUAAAAAAAAAUUCACUGUUUCAAAAAUAUUUGUCUCUAAAUUUUUUAGAAAUUUUUUUAGUGGACAGUUGUAUUUUGAAGCUGAAAUUCUAUGGAAAUUUUAAAUUUCGUAAAAAUAUGGUUUUGAAGCUUAAAACUUCAGAAUUUUGCUCGAAUUUUUUUUUGCUGAAAAUUUGAUUUUAAGGUCCCAAAAUUGUACUAAAAACUGGGUUUUCAUGGCAGAAUUCCGUUCAAAAAUUCACUGUUUCAAAUAAUUUUGUUAAGAUUUUCUGGAAUUUAAUUCAUGGUGACGAAUAGUCAAACAUUAAUUCACGUGGCACAGAAAUUUCAAAAAAAAGGUCCCGAAAAUCCACUGUUUCAAAAAUAUUUAAUCUCAAAAAGUUUUAUAAUUUUUUUAAUCCUCCAAAAAAUGUUAUAAGUUGAGCUGGAAUUCUGUGGAAAUCUUAAAUUUCGUAAAAAUGUGGAUUUGAAGCUCAAAAUUUCAGAAUUUUGCUCGAACUUUUUUUUGCUGAAAAAUUUGAAUUUUGAAGUGAAAAAACUGGCUUUUGAUGAAUUCCGUUUAAAAAUUCACUGUUUCAAAUAAUUUUGUUAAGAUUUUCUGGAAUUUAAUUUAUAAUGUCAUAGUUAUAACAACGAAGUGGAACAGAAAUUUCAACAAAAAAAAUCCACUGUUUCAUAAAUUAUAGAUGUCUAAAUUGAAAUUCUGUAAAUUUCAAUUUUAAAUUUCUCUCGAAAAUUUAAAUUUCAGGCUCUAAGAAUGUAACAAAACCUAGAUUUUGAUAUCAGAAUUUCUUAUAAAAAUUUACUGUUUCAAAUAAUUUUUAAAACAUUUUAUGGAAUAAAAUUGUUGAUCACAUGAUGUGUAUACAAUUUUCAAAAAAAAAAAAUCCAAGAAAAUGAUGAUUUUUGGUUCCCCCGAAAAUCCACUGUUUCAAAAUUAUUUUAUCUCAAAAUUUUUUAUAAAUUUUCAAUAAUAUUAUCACAUUGUUUCUAGCUACAACAUCACAGUUCUCGAAUUCCCAGGCCCUCUGAAAUCGGGUCUCGAAGCGCUCAAAAAACAACGUCCAAGAAUAACACCAGUUUUAAUGGGAAGUCGAUCAACCGAUCCAACUGGAAAAUAUCUGAAAUCACCAAUUCAAUGGACAGAUUCAGAUUGGCCGAAAGUUUUGCGAGUUUGUCCGAUUUUGGAUUGGACAUAUACUGAAGUUUGGAUGUUAUUAAGAGGUUUAUGUAUUCCGUAUUGUAAAUUGUAUGAUCAAGGAUAUACGAGUCUUGGAGGCCGUGAUAAUACGGUCAAAAAUGAGGCAUUGAAGAUUGGAAAUGACGUGUAUUUACCGGCUUAUCGAUUAAUCGAUGAUGAAGAGGAGAGGAAAAAUCGAUCGAAUUUGUGA